AUGAGCGAAACACCCCGUCUACGGUCCUCUUAUCCUCCAAGUCCAGGAAGCAAUGCAAAAACUACAAAUGUGCUUGCCGAUAGCGACAAGGUUAAACCUCUGCUUCCAGAACUACCAGAUGCAUCAAAAGUUAUAACCACUAGCUCACCAGUGAUACCAGUGCAUCUUAUUGAUGCUCCAAGUCAGCGCAUGUACACAUCUGUGGUUUACAUAGCUUUGCUGGCGUACCGUCUUUCUGACUGGUGGUCCAUAAUAGAAGAAGAUACGACUUCAAUUGCUCUUUUUGUCAAAUGGUGCUUCAUAGAUCUAAUAUUUCUGUUUGGUAUACCAUUCCUUCGGAUACCUUGGCUAGAAUGGUCAGACACUACAUCUGUUCUAGCUUGUCUGGUUCACAUAUUCAUCAAUGGGAUAUUAAUGUUCCGUAUUCAACUUCCUAUUGAAGGGUGGUUAGUUAUUCUUGUAAAAUCAGUCUUCGAUCGUGAGAUUUCUAUUUCGGAAAGUAGCAUUCGGCCAUCAAAUAUAUUACACAACACAUCACUCAUUAUGGGAAAACAAAUCAUAAACAUACUCCCAGAAGGGUCCGCCGUGAUGAACCCUGAUCAAUCACCAUUUUGUAUAGACGCUAACCAUCCAACUGCAAGUAUACCAAUUUAUUUUAAUCAGACAAUACCUAAAAAUAUAGAACUUCUUAGGAUUGACUUCGAAACAAAUUUGAAUGAGACAAUAAAACUCUCACAGAGAGAAGUAAAAAACUCAAUAAAACAGUAUGACGAAAAUGUCCUUUCUAUACACUACUUGGCUAAAAAACCUGGGCUAUAUCGUCUGUAUAAAAUCACUGAUAAAUCAAAGCUAGAAGUUCAGCGGAGAAUGUCGGACACAUUAGUGGUCCGGUGUCCACGAGCGAUCAUAAAAUCUACCUUCAGCGAUAAAUGUCUUGGUGAUCUCUCUGACAUCAAUAUUGAAAUAGAGGGUACACCGCCUUUGAGGGUUAUGUAUAGCCGCACGGCAAAUGGCGAUAAGAGUAUACAUCAUUUCCAAAGUAUACAACCUGAAAACUUUGACUCACCCCUCAUCAAUGUACAGGAUAAUAACUUAGGGUCUCAAUCUGGGACUAAUAUCUCUUGGGGAAAACCUCAUCAUAUCACUGUUCCUCUCAACGAAACUAUGAUGACCGCUGGAAUGUGGACUUAUUCUAUUGAUCAGAUCCACGAUGCUGUUGGAAAUAUUGCCAACUUUUCCAACGGACAAGGCGAUGAUGUAGAGCUUGUCUAUUCUAAAGGCAUUCAAUUACAACAAGAAUUCACUGUUCGUGAACGGCCUGUGGCUUACCUUCAACAAUGUGACUCCCGGAAACCUUUGAUGGUCGCUACUGGAGAAUCAAAGGAGAUGCCAAUCGAAUAUGAGACAGCCCCCCUUAAAAACCUCGAGAAACAGAUCACCGAUACAUCUCAUGUAAUAACUUGGAAAUUUUCUCCGCUACAUACUUUGACAAAAACUGGUGAUCAUGGAGACGAUCUCAUCGUUCAAGAAUACUUUGCUAAAUCAUCUCGCCAACAUCCAACAAUACAUGAAACCGGACUUUAUACUCUCGUUGGAGUUAGAAGCAAAUACUGCGAGGGCACUGUAAAAGAGCCAUCUUCUUGUUUACUUCUCAACCCUCCUGAGCCUGAACUGGCUAUACAGGCUGAAGGAAUCAGCGAUAAUUGUGCCGGAAAUUCGAUUGGUUUACUUGUUGAUUUAGAUCUCAUUGGAUCACCACCAUUUAUCGUAACUUAUGAAGUGACUAGUCACACUGGCACCUCUACGAAUUACGUAGAAGUAAGUGGCCUUCGACACCAACUAGAAUUAAAACCAACGAACGCUGGUCAUUUUAAAUAUCAAUUUGUAUCAAUCGACGACCAGGUGUAUAAAAAACGUAGUUUACGAAAUAAAGGAUUAGUUCUGGAACAGGAUGUCAAACCACCUGCAUCUGCUGAAUUAAUCAUACCAAAGGCUACCAUAGAUGCUUGUGUUGAAGAGCCUAUCGAAAUGAAAGUCAGACUAUCAGGCGAGAGCCCAUUUAUUUUAGAGUAUGAGAUGAUACAUGAUGGGAAAAGAAAGAAAUCAAGAGUUUUGGACAUUGAACCAUCCAUCUAUACUAUUAAGACAGAGCCAUUACUUAAAGGGGGAGAAUAUACUUUAGCCAUUACGAGUGUUCAGGACCUUACUGGCUGCAAAAUUUUUGUAAACAGUGAAGCAAGAUUUACCGUUCGACGUCAACGACCAAAAGCUGCUUUUGGCAGAGUAGACGGGGGCUUUAAAAUUAUUUCAGUUGAAGGAAAAGAUGUCGAAAUUCCCCUUCGCCUAACCGGACAAGCACCUUGGACUCUUAAAUAUCGAUUAAGUGGGGGCUCGACCAACAAAACAAUGGAGAAAAUAGCAACCUCAACUAACGAUGUGAUCAAAAUUAACCAGGGAGGUAAAAUUGAAAUUAUAGGAGUCUCAGAUGAUCAGUGUCCUGGAAAUGUAGAUUCUGCAGCAUCUACAUUUGAAGUAGAUUGGUUUCCAAGACCUCGAUUAGCUCUCUCAGACUCUAAUUCUAUUGUUUUAGAUGGAAACAAAUAUACUAAGCGUGAAGUUUGUGAGGGAGAUGUUGACACAAUUAAAGCUAACCUUAUUGGAUCUCCUCCUUUCAAUGUUAAGUAUCAAGUUCGUCAAGCAUCCUUACCAGGCUCAGAUAUCAUUAUAAAUAAAGAAUUUGAGGCUGCCCUCGGAUCUGUAAUCAUUUCACUUGAUACUAGUAAAGCCGGAACAUACGAGUACAAAUUCUUAGAGCUUUCUGAUGCGUUAUACGACCAUGAUGAGCGGCGGUUUAGCCCAAUUAUUCUUGAACAAAAAGUGAACCGAAAACCCGCAGCGCACUUCACCCAACCAGGACAGUCUUACAAAUACUGCGAGGAAGAGCUUGACGGCGAUGAAAUUAUACCCAUUAAACUUGAAGGGAUUCCCCCUUUUAGCAUUGAGGUAGAUAUCAAACACCAGAGAAGUUCACGUCCAGAAACGGUGAAGGUUGCAAAUAUAGAGACAAAUGAAUAUGAGUUUAAGAUUCCUCACCGUGUUCUCUCUCUCGGAAUCCAUCACGUUAAUAUCAGGAAAGUACGAGACUCGCGUGGAUGUCAGCAAAAGACAGACCAUGGCGCGCCUCAUGUUCAGGUACAAGUAUAUGAUACUCCUACCAUUCAUCCCCUAGACUCUCGUGAAGAUUUUUGUGUUGGCGAACGAAUUUCUUACACUCUGUCGGGCGUUGCACCCUUUGAAGUAUUUUACGAGUUUGAGGGAAUACAACGAAGAGCUAAAGCCACAGGAACUACAUUCAAGCGUUUCGCUGAAAAGCCUGGUAUUUUUACAAUUACUGGUGUGACGGAUAAGGCUAGUGAAUGCAAAGCGCAUACAAGGGUCCGAAAAAUAAUACACGCUAUGCCUAGUGUCAAAAUAAGUAAAGGUCGACAAAUAGAGGUUGACAUUCAUGAGGGUGCAGAAGCUGAAAUACAGUUUGAAUUUUGGGGAACUCCACCCUUUGAAUUUACGUACACAAGAAGCACAAACGCUCGCAAAGGGCACAAGUCACAGGUUUUAGAGACUAGGCAUGAAGUUUCUGACGAGUACAGCAAAAAUAUACGAUCAUCUCAGGAAGGAACAUAUGAGGUAGUGGCAAUCAGAGACAAAUACUGCUCUUUCUCUAUUCAAAAAGAUGAACAUAAAUACAUAUAG
Messenger RNA from Blumeria graminis f. sp. triticale, 3750 nucleotides. Lineage: Eukaryota; Fungi; Ascomycota; Leotiomycetes; Helotiales; Erysiphaceae. The record is from the annotation of a GenBank genome assembly.